AUGAGAGUUGGGGAAAAUGAGAGUGAUCUUUUUGAGUUAGGAGGAAUAGGAGAAUCAAAGAUGAAUGGUAGAUUGUCUGUUCCUAAUCAACUUGAAAUAUUGAGGAAUGAGAUUUUGAAAAGGUCAUCAGAGUUGUUUCACUUGCAUCCAGGUCGUGAUAAAAUGACUGAAGAGAUUAGAAAGUUAUUUUUGUGGAAAGGCCUAAGGAAGGAUGCAUUUGAUUUUGCGUCGAAAUGUCUAGUUUUCCAAAGGGUAAAGUUUGAAAGAUUGGAAGUGGGACUCAAUUUCUACGGACUUCGUAAUAGGAUUGCGGAGGACCCACGAGGAAAUGAUGUUAUUUGGGUUAUAGUCGACAAGUUUACCAAGGGAUCCAAAGUUUUUAUUGAGAGAAACCAUUCAAAUCUUAGAGGAUCUCUCGAGAGUUGUAUUUUAGACUUUGGACGCUCUUGUGAAGAUAAAUUACCUAUGGUGGAGUUUGCCUACAACAACAAUUUUCAAUCCAGCAUUAAGAUGACACCGAACAAAGCUCCUUAUGGAAGGAAGUGUCGAUUACCUUUGUGUUAG
This is a messenger RNA of Amaranthus tricolor (Joseph's coat), 564 nucleotides long. RefSeq lists its product as uncharacterized. Gene Ontology annotation, molecular function: nucleic acid binding. NCBI's taxonomy places the organism in Eukaryota, Viridiplantae, Streptophyta, Magnoliopsida, Caryophyllales, Amaranthaceae. The transcript is spliced from 5 exons. The record is from RefSeq and is a predicted model, not a curated record. The coding region runs from base 1 to 564 and encodes 187 amino acids.